AUGUCACGCCGUGUCGUUAAAACUAAAAAUCGUUGGACAACGGCCCAGCUGGAAUUGUUGGUAGCGGUGUGGGAGAAAUACUACCAACAUCUCAAGACAGGUCGGGGCCAUGAAGAAAUUUACGAUAUGAUGGUAGAAGAACUCAAAAGCGCGGGAUGCUACGAUGCAACCGUAAAACAGGUUCGAGGUCGCAUACAUAACCUCAGCGGAAAGUUUAGAAAGGAGGCUAACGAGGUUCAGAGAACUGGUAUACCAUCGCAAUGGAGUUUGUACAGCAAAAUCGAGAAUUUCUUCGAAUAUACAGCUCCGACACACUAUAAGAAUGUAGGCCCUCCGGUGUACGAUAUGUCUGAGUAUCUGGAAAUGGAUCUCGUCAUGGAGGAACAGAUUGAAAGACGCACAACUAACAGGAAAAGAACAGGGCAAUAUGAACAUCCUAGAGAGUUUGAGCUGGAUGAAAAUUCGCUGGAUAUUGAGGACGAUGAACUUGAACCUGACGAAGAUUCGAUGGAUGUUGAGCAUGCAGAUCAAGAAGAAUAUUCCGAAACUGUACAGUACGAUGAUGAAAACACGGUCCAUGGAUUUCAUGAAACAGAAGGUUCGAAAUCGGGUUGGUCUGGAGAAAAGCAGGCAAGCCAGCAGGAACAAUCAGAGCCACAGAGACCUGAAACAAAGAAAUCCGACCCGAACGAUACUGUUUCCGAUACAGAUUCAUUAACAGAUACAGAUGAUGAAUCGUCUUUUGUGGAAUCAUCGGAACAGAAAUCCAGAACACGAGUGAUUCAUAUUAAAUCUUCCUUCCGGCAUGCAGUUAUUGAAACAUUUUUGUCCCAACUGUACAGCAAUCAGAUGUAUGCGGACGUUAUGUUGAUAACAUGCCACGAUGGUACCACGUGUGUGUUGCCAGCACAUCGAACAGUUUUGGCAAAUUUUAGUGAGUUCUUCUCCAGCAUACUGGGAGCGCUGAAACCGAGCACAAACGGGAAUCCAAUUACCGUAUGCCUUCAGCCAGACAUAUCGCAACCUGUAAUGCAGCUGCUGCUGCAGUUCAUGUACACGGGCAAAGCGUCAGUUGGGGAUAAACUCAUGGGCGAUUUUAUACGUUGCGCACAAAUUCUUAGAAUACGUGGUGUUUGGACUGAAGAAAAGGCAGAGUUGGAGGAACAGCGCAACCAACAGCCUUCCCAGACAGGCAGGAAAUCAGUGAACGAAGGCGUUCGUUCUUUAUCCUCGUUGGGCGAGGAACGUUCCACAACAUCCUCCCAGGUAACGGUGGUAGGUCAAUCUCCAAAAGAUUCAAGCAGCGAUACGGAAGAAUCAAGCCAGCAACCAACAAAGAGGCGUAAAAAAAUGACCAAGAAAGCGAAACGUAUGCGCAAAAAAAGCGAUCAAGAAUUGGAGAAUUUGGAGGUGUCUUCUAAAAUUGGGUUUGAUUUGCUGCGAUCAGAUGUAGAAACUGAGGAAAACAAACGGGAUGUCAAUGAUAAACAAACGGCCCGUAACAAUACGAUCAAGGAUGCCGAAGAUAAUGCAGUUGAUGGUUUUGAUGAGAGUGAUUAUGAUGAAGAUGUCUUCGACGAUGAGGAUGAUAGCGAUGGAGAUACAAGUUUAGAUGAUGAUGAAGAGGAUGAAGAUUUCGAGACCGAAUACAUCGAGACGGAAACCGACAAGGAAAAUGCUAUCCAAGACAUGGCAAACGGAGAUUCAGUAAGCACCACAGCUGUGACAAUACUGGAACCAGGGCCAGAACAAGAAACACCACAGACAGCAACAGAACCUGAACAGAUAUCCGAGAAGGAAAAGAUAAAACUUUAUGAUCGGAUAGAACAAAAUGGUAAUAUGAACGGAAUCAGCCCCCGCGAUGAGGAAUCACACGAAAGCGCUCCGUCCCAUGAUGAGGAAGAAGUGGUACGUGAGAGGCCAGUAUCGAUAAAAACAAUCCGACAGGUUGAAGCUGCUACACAACCAACCGAUUUUCGCCGUAAACUUAAACCUGUACCGUCCGUUCCACGUAACCAGCAAUCUUCGCUAAAUCAAACGAAUUCUCAGCCUACCCAUUCAAGCAAAUCGGUACCGGUACGGCAAUUUAACCAGCAAAGCUAUGCAAAACAAUCGACAAGCCGAAGUCAGUUUGUGCUCAAGAUACGGUCGGUGUACAGUUGUAAAAUAUGUGGCAACCGCUUCAGCACGUCCGACGGUUGGGUGGAGCACGUGGUUUACGAACAUUCUAAAGACGAAAAUCUAACGGUCAACAAUUCGGAAGGACACCUGACGAUGCUGCAGUGCGAUCUGUGCAACAAAUAUCUUGGUUCAGAAUACGAUUGGGUGAAUCACAUAUUGAAGAAACACACGGAACGGUACCCACACUUUCACGAGGAGCUCUCGAUGUCGGACGAAUGA
Messenger RNA from Anopheles marshallii, 2400 nucleotides. RefSeq lists its product as uncharacterized. Gene Ontology annotation, cellular component: nucleus. The transcript is spliced from 6 exons. Gene Ontology annotation, biological process: regulation of transcription by RNA polymerase II. Gene Ontology annotation, molecular function: protein binding. The record is from RefSeq and is a predicted model, not a curated record. NCBI's taxonomy places the organism in Eukaryota, Metazoa, Arthropoda, Insecta, Diptera, Culicidae. The coding region runs from base 1 to 2400 and encodes 799 amino acids.